AUUCCUACAGAUUUUACAUCUGGCGCUGAACUUUGGUUGGAUGAGUACGAGGAUGACACCAUUGAGCAGCAACUUGAGGAAAUUUUCGAUGAAUUGCGACCACUGUAUCAGCAAGUGCAUGGUUAUGUACGUCAUCGUUUGCGUCAGUUUUAUGGCAAUGACGUUGUGUCUGAGAAGGGCCCCAUUCCGAUGCAUUUGCUGGGCAACAUGUGGGCACAACAGUGGUCGAGCAUUGCCGACAUUAUUUCACCCUUCCCAGACAAGCCGCUCAUUGAUGUCACCGAUGAGAUGGUUGCACAAGGCUACACGCCAUUGAAAAUGUUUCAAAUGGGCGACGAUUUCUUCCAAUCGUUGAACUUGACUAAGGUUCCACAAGAUUUCUGGGAUAAGAGUAUCUUGGUGAAGCCUGACGAUGGUCGUGAUUUGAUUUGCCAUGCUAGUGCUUGGGACUUCUAUUUGGUAGAUGAUGUGCGCAUCAAGCAAUGCACACGUGUGACUAUGAACCAACUCUUUACGGCGCAUCACGAAUUGGGACACAUCCAAUACUACUUGCAAUACCAGCAUUUGCCCUUCGUGUAUCGCACUGGCGCUAAUCCUGGCUUCCACGAGGCUGUCGGGGAUGUGCUCUCGCUCUCGGUAUCUACACCAAAACAUUUGGAAUCAAUUGGUCUCCUGAAGAACUAUGAACGCGAUGAAGAGGCACUCAUUAAACAAUUGUUCUUGACUGCACUGGAUAAGAUCGUCUUUCUGCCCUUCGCAUUCACCAUGGAUAAAUAUCGUUGGGCAUUGUUCCGUGGUGAAGUGGACAAAAAGGAUUGGAACUGCGCCUUCUGGAAGCUGCGCGAAGAGUACUCUGGCAUUGAACCACCAGUAGUGCGCACUGAGAACGAUUUCGAUGCACCAGCAAAAUAUCACGUGUCCGCCGAUGUAGAGUACUUGAGAUAUUUAGUUUCGUACAUCAUUCAAUUCCAAUUCUACAAAUCCGCUUGCAUCAAGGCUGGCCAAUAUGAUCCCACCAAUCCAGAAUUGGCUUUGGAUAACUGCGACAUCUAUGGCAGUUUCGAAGCGGGUCAAGCUUUUAAAAACGUGCUUUCCUUGGGCGCCUCGAAACCAUGGCCUGAUGCACUGGAGGCCUUCAACGGUGAACGUACAAUGAGCGGCAAAGCUAUCGCUGAAUAUUUUGAACCACUACGCAUUUGGCUGGAAGAAGAGAAUCAGAAGAACAAUGUGCACAUUGGCUGGACGACAUCAGACAAAUGUGAUUCUUGAUAAGGUCGGCUCGCUCUGGAAUAACCAAAUGAAAUUAAAUAACUGCAUUUUGGCGUUAAGUUUGGAGUACUUUGAUUUGAAAGAAAUUUGAUUGCUUAAACAAUUU
This is a messenger RNA of Rhagoletis pomonella (apple maggot), 1375 nucleotides long. Its product is annotated as angiotensin-converting enzyme-like. The record is from RefSeq and is a predicted model, not a curated record. The transcript has 6 exons. Gene Ontology annotation, cellular component: plasma membrane. NCBI's taxonomy places the organism in Eukaryota, Metazoa, Arthropoda, Insecta, Diptera, Tephritidae. Gene Ontology annotation, molecular function: metallopeptidase activity; peptidyl-dipeptidase activity. The annotation marks the transcript as partial. Gene Ontology annotation, biological process: proteolysis.